Vigna unguiculata (cowpea) is the source of this 2914-nucleotide messenger RNA. Its product is annotated as protein LATE ELONGATED HYPOCOTYL-like. Lineage: Eukaryota; Viridiplantae; Streptophyta; Magnoliopsida; Fabales; Fabaceae. The record is from RefSeq and is a predicted model, not a curated record. Gene Ontology annotation, molecular function: DNA binding.
AGUGGCUCAGAUUGCUUCUCACUGUUCGACAGUUCGUGUGGAUGCUUCUGGUUCGUUGUAGUUGAAGUCGCUCCCUAACUCUUCUUUCUUCUUCUUUUGCUACUGUUUCCGCUUCUUCUUAUCUCUUCCAAUUUAAUUCUUCCUCUGAUCCCUAAGACUCGGAUUCGCCAUUGCCGAAAAUGAGUCCUCCGGCGAGUGUCCGGUGAAAUCCAUUUCUUCUUCACAUGCAUGAUCGCUCCUGCCUCACCCAUGGCUCUUUUUCAAGUGAAAACGUGCAAGAUGGAAGUGUUCCUGUGAUAUACUAAUUGUAGUUGUUUCCGCGUUUGAAAGGUUUUGGCGCUGUGGAGUUCUUUUUGUAGCAUCGCCUUGUCAUCAGCUUCUGCUUAUUUUCACCACAACGGCUUUACCAUUUGCUGUGUUCCAUGUCCCAAAAAACGAAAGGAGAUAUUCCUUUUACCCACUCCUCGUCAGGGAAGAUCUGAAGCAGCGCUAGCUGCACACGUCCUCUAAUGGACGCCUACUCCUCUGGAGAAGAAGUGGUUAUUAAGACACGAAAACCAUAUACUAUCACAAAGCAGAGAGAAAGAUGGACGGAGGAGGAACAUAAUAGAUUUCUUGAAGCCUUAAAGCUAUACGGGCGAGCAUGGCAGCGGAUAGAAGAGCACAUAGGAACAAAGACUGCUGUGCAAAUCAGAAGUCACGCUCAGAAAUUCUUUUCAAAGGUUGAGAAAGAGGCCUUUGUGAAGGGUGUUCCAAUAGGAGAAGCUCUUGACAUAGACAUUCCCCCUCCAAGGCCAAAAAGAAAACCAAGCAAUCCUUAUCCCAGAAAGACCAAUGCUUCUCUCUCAAAGAAUGGAAAGUCUCUCUUUUCACUUCCAUCUUCACAUGGUAAACAAGCACUGGACUUGGAGAAACAACCACUUCCAGAGAAGCAUUCUGUGGAGGACCAAAGCACUUCAAAACUAUUUACCAUCCUCCAAGACCCACCUGCUUCAUCUAUAUCACUGCCACUCACAAAUCCAUGUCCCUUGAGGGAGUUUAUACCCUCAAUAAAAGAGGUAACAACUCCAGAUGAAUCUUUUAUUACUCAUGACCUUCAAAAUCACGAGUUAGAUGACGGAGAGCACAGACAAAACGCUAAUGCCACUUGUAAACUCUCUAAGUCCAACAAUUCUGGUGCUGUGGAAUUGGUUCAAACUGAGAAAACAGAUGCUCCUCAUUGCGCAUUAACACUAGAUGCUAUGCAAGGAAAUCAGAAUUACCCGAGACAUGUCCCUGUGCACGUUGUUGAUGAGAGGUUUAACGGACAACCUAAGAUUCUCACAAAUUCUGCUGCAUCAAACAUAAGUGAAAGUCAAAACAACACAGCACGCUCCUCUGUUCAUCAUCAUCAAUCGUUUUCUCCUUGUCCUCCCUUCUCACAACACAAUCAGGAUGAUUACCAUUCAUUUCUUCAGAUGUCGUCCACGUUCUCGAGUCUUGUUGUCUCUACCUUGCUGCAAAAUCCUGUUGCCCAUGCCGCAGCAAGUUUUGCUGCUACCUUUUGGCCCUAUGCAAAUGCAGAAACUUCCGCCGCAGAUUCUCCCGUGUGCACUCCUCCGAGUAUGACAGCUAUUACAGCAGCCACCGUUGCCGCCGCAACUGCAUGGUGGGCUGCCCAUGGACUGCUUCCUCUGUGUACUCCACUUCACACACCCUUUGCGUGCCCUCCUGCACCACCCACUGCACCUCCAUCCAUGGCUCCGACCGAAACACAACACAAAAUCCAACACGGAGAGGCUAAGCCAGAAAACCCUCCUCUGCAAGAUCAGAUACUGGAUCCAGAACAAUCGGAAGUUCUGCAAGCUCAACACUCGGUUUCGAAUUCACCAGGUGUUUCUUCAUCGGAAUCUGAGGAGAAGGGUGAUACCAAUGUAAAUAUCGCAUCAAAGGUUACUAAUGAUGAGAUGAACCAAGUUUCUGAGAAUCCCGAUUCCAACAAAAUGAAUGCAAGGAAACCUGUAGACCGCUCCUCGUGUGGUUCUAACACAACCUCUAGUGGUGAAGAGACUGAGAUACUAGAGAAGGAUGAGAAAGAAAAGGAAGAGCCCAACAAACCUGAGACAAACCUUUUAGGUUCUGAGCCUAAUAAUCGUCGCAGUAGAAGCAUUAGCAACCUUACCAAUUCUUGGAAGGAGGUCUCUGAGGAGGGUCAGCUCGCCUUUCAGGCGCUAUUCUCCAGGGAGGUGUUGCCACAAAGCUUUUCACCCCCUCAUGCUUUGGUAAAUGCAGAUAAUCAGAUUCACAGCAUGAACAAGCAAAACACAGAGUACAAAGAUGAGGGAGUGCAGAAAAGUUUGUCAUUUGUGAAAGAUAAUGAUGAUGAGGAGGGAUUGCUAAGCAUGGGUCUUGGACAAGGAAAGCAGAAGAGUUGUCGAACAGGGUUUAAACCUUACAAAAGGUGUUCGGUAGAGGCAAAGGAAACCAACCAAGGUGAAGAGAAAGGUCCUAAGAGAAUACGGUUGAACGAGGAAGCUUGAACUAUAUGCAUGCAUGCAAGCACACAAAGAAAAUGUCUAGUUUUGCGUAUAACAUUUCUGAGUCCCUUCGACGAGGGUGUGUAUUGGUUGUUUGCAGCUCACGAAACUGGUCGUGUAGGUUUGUGUACCAUAUUAAAUGACCACAUACAAUCUUUUUUUGUUUCUUCGAAUGAUGUUACUGCACUUCAAAACUCCGCUAAAAUAGACUUAGACAACAGACAUUAAGUAUUGUUUGUGCAUUGAUCAUUCAUAAGUAAUUUAUAAUCCAUCUUUCACUCACUUCCCACAUGCAACAUAAAUUCACUUCUUCAAGAUUUUCAGUUGUAAGCAAUGUGAGUUCUCUGUGUGGAUUCAUCUUAUAUCAUAAUUAUGUAAUCUAUAAUAAAUUUCCUCCC